CAAGUUCCAGCAUCUUCCCUGAGCUCAGGUCAGGCCAUGGCGGUUCGUCUCGCGACGUCAUCGCCAUCACGUCCGUCGCUGAUCUCCAUCGUAAAUCGGAUAUCUACGUCAGAUACCGCUUUCGCCUUGUAUUCGUCUUCGUCCUCUUGGUGGUCAUCUCCGGAUGAUCUUACGGCGGGAUCGAAGAGACGGGAGAAGAAGACUAACGACCGUUUCUCCGCCGUGAUCGACGCAGUUCAUGACCGGAAACUCCCGCCGGAGCUACGCGGACGGCGCGAUUUCGUAAGGUCAGAGACUGACAUAAUCAACGUGGUCGAGCAAAGGAUAUGGCACUCAAUGGAAGAAGGCCAGUUUGAGAAUUUACCUGGUAAAGGCAAACCCUUGAACCUCCUCACAAAUCCUCAUGCAGACCCAGCGGAGGAUACAUUGUAUCGGAUUCUUAACAAGAACGGGUUUGCUCCCGAAUGGGUGGAACUCAACAAAGACAUAAGAAGCAAAGCAAAAGAAUGGAGAGUUUCACUUAAGAAAGCAUGGACUAUGAAACUGGAGGAUGACCAAUCUGGUUGGGAAGAGCAGUCAAAUUUGCUUAAAACGCAGUUGAAGCAAAUCAAUAACAUGGUUUUUAGGUAUAAUCUGAUUGUUCCUUUUGGCCGUCAAAUGUUUGGGUUGAAGUGGGAGAAAGAGAUUGAUCGCUUAAAAGAAUAACAUCUUUUGAUACCAAAAGGUUGGUCAGACUUCUAUGAACGCUCUCUGUUUUUGAGUUGUUAGUAUAUGUAUACGAGUCAGUAUGGCUCUUGGUUCUUUAGGUUAAGAAGAAUAAGAAACAUAAGUGCUUGAGUUGUUGUCAAACUAUGGUCAUGUAUGUUGUAUCCAUUACAAAUAUACAAAGAAAA
Molecule: messenger RNA, 893 nt
Organism: Eruca vesicaria subsp. sativa (arugula)
Lineage: Eukaryota; Viridiplantae; Streptophyta; Magnoliopsida; Brassicales; Brassicaceae
Source: the annotation of a GenBank genome assembly